Molecule: messenger RNA, 542 nt
Organism: Morone saxatilis (striped sea-bass)
Lineage: Eukaryota; Metazoa; Chordata; Actinopteri; Moronidae
Gene: sst5
Product: somatostatin 5
Exons: 2
Coding region: 3-329 (108 amino acids)
Biological process (GO): regulation of cell migration
Cellular component (GO): extracellular region
Molecular function (GO): hormone activity
Source: RefSeq, a predicted model, not a curated record
AGAUGCUUCGUUCUCAGGUGCAGGUACUUCUCGUGGUUUUGUUUUCCUCUGUGCUGCUGGUGCAGGUCAGCGGUGCUCCACGCAGAGACAUGUUGACAGAGACACUGAGAGCAGAUCUCGCAAAUGACAAGGAUCUCGCUCACUUGCUCUUGCUGAAGUUUGUGUCCGAACUGAUGGCGGCCCGGGGAGACGAGAUGCUCCCCGAGCCGGAGGAGGCUGAGGAGGUGGGAGUCAAGGAGGAGGUGAUGCGGCGACAUCUUCCAUUCUCCCAAAGAGAGCGCAAAGCAGGCUGCCGCAACUUCUUCUGGAAGACGUUCACCUCGUGUUAACACGAGCGCAAGAGCCGUUCAAGCUGGGAGUAUUUUUGUUUUUGACUGAAGGAUCAGUUCAUCCAUGUUUGCUCACUUUGUUGUAACUGGAUCAUUUACUGCAAGAGGUCAAAUUAAACAGGUGUUUGGGCAGUUGUAAACAGUAAUGAGGUUGGAUGUUUUGAGAUCGGUUGGGAUGUAAACAGUGUCUAAAAUAAACAUUUUGUGAUUUUA